CGCAAAUUAUCCAAACUGUUAAUCCUCUUCUUUCUGAAAUUCAUUCAAUAGGUCAGCAUGUCUUUCCCCAUAGGUACUGGAGAGACCAACCCCUUCAGUAUAAACGCAGACAGAACCCCUUUAACCCUAGACAAGUCAACCCGCACCCUCUAUAACCGCGCCAUAUCCGACCCCUCCUCACUAACGGAUCAAGAACGCCGACUUAUCACUCACCGCCCCUUACCAGAGGAGGAAAACAACCUCUGUCGGAAUGCCUGCGGGUUGUCCAUGGACGAGCUAAUCGCGAAAGCCAUCAACAGCAAUAACAACAACAACAAUGAUGAUGAUGAUGAUUACCUCAGCCUUAGCUUCGGCUUGAGCAAUAAAGAAGCUCGGCUCCUAACGGCCGGCGUAGUCCAGGGACAAUCGGGCCGCAUCCUGUCCGAGGUGGCGCGCCUCAGUCCGGAAGAGCGAGACCUCAAGGCUCGAGCUAUGGAGGCGGCGAGGACGGACGAUGUCAGCGCUGCUAUAGAGGUGGCGCAGAGGGUUCGGCAACGAUGGACAGCGGUGCAACUGGCAGCGGCGAAGGCGCUGAGCAAUGACGAUAUUAGGAAUAUUCAGGUUGCGCUGAAAGUUCCUUGGCAGGAGCACGUACUGCAAUCCAGUUCAACUUCAGCGGGCGAUUCUAGUUCUGAUCCUAGUUCGAGUUCUAGUUUUGGUGGUCAGGGCCCCGGUGAAGCGGGGGAUCGCUUUGGUCUUGUGGUAUUCCACCAGCAGGAAGAAGAAGAAGAAGAAGAAAUAGGUCGUCUUUCGGAGUAUAAAUCCCAGAUCAGAACGGCUAUUUACCAUGGAUUACACUAUUCAGUCUCCCUGAUCAAGGACGAGACGAGAAACCGGUUCACCCUGCACUGGGUGGCUGUUCCAGGUGGUCAUAAUAACGACUUAGACCCGAGUGCACUACGGAGCAGAUUUAGUACAAUGCUCUCAAAUAAUGAGGUUCCAAUCGGCUUUCGACGCGAUGCCUUCCUCUAUGUGGAUAAAGAGGCGUUCCACUCCCGUGAGACGGUAAGGCCGUAUCUCUGGUUAGCUGAGCCUGAGCCUAAGCCCGAAUAUGAGACUGGGACUGGGACUGGAACUCAACCUGAGGUUUUACAACCUCUUAAAGUCGAUAUUAAGCAUAUCGCCCCCACAUUGUUUGCGCGGUUGGUCCAGCGAGAUCUCCAGGGCGAGGCAAGACGGAAGCCCUAUCGUUAUACGCCAGAGCUGAGCAGAUUGCAUGCGUCCACGGAUGCAAACUGGGAAAGAGAUGGGAUCUGGCCGCCACCUGCUCGACUCCAGUAAUUGUAACUACACAGAGCUCAUUUUUAACUACGGUGCUUAGGGAAUGGUAGUUUCAUUAGAAUUAAAGGAAGAAGAAGAAAUUGCCAGUUUGACUAUAUACUAUCUACUAGUCUUACCUAGCUACCGCUAUUCCAUGUGUAUGCAUGUAGGUACAUAUGUAGC
Aspergillus alliaceus is the source of this 1482-nucleotide messenger RNA. RefSeq lists its product as uncharacterized. The record is from RefSeq and is a predicted model, not a curated record. The transcript has a single exon. Bases 58 to 1320 code for a protein of 420 amino acids. NCBI's taxonomy places the organism in Eukaryota, Fungi, Ascomycota, Eurotiomycetes, Eurotiales, Aspergillaceae.